AAUUCUCAGAUUUAUCUUCACCACAUAAUCACCACAACUUCUUCCCUCCCUCUGUUGCAAGCCCACCUACCCCACUUACCUCCAAGCUCCCGCAGCCCCUCCAUAGUAACUAUGAGCGGCCACGCCGAACCCCGUCUCCUCUACUCCAUUGGAGGCAUCAGGGCCUACCACAUACAGCAGGGCGAGGAGUCACCGCUCACUCCUUCAGGUGCACAAACGCUGUCCCUGUUGAUGGUACCCACCAACUCGCCCUUUGCAGACCUUAGCAACGUACACGGCCAGAACGAAGCGCCGCCCGAAGACUUCUACCUCCACCUCAACCUCCCCCCAGAGCUUGAUCUGCCUCUGCCUGCGACGACCCAGAUCUACCACCAGCCGCCCCACAGCUACCUCAUCCCGCGAUGGGACCUUGGCCCAGACAGCGGUGCCUUUACGAGGAUCGAGUUCCCACCUCUCGGCAAGGGUUCCAACACCGUGACCCAAGAAGACAUUGAUACAUUCGAGACCAUUCUCGCUCAGUGCACGGCUUUUCUUGAACGCGCACAAGCUCCUCAACAAACCAAAGGCGGUGCCGCCAAGCCAUACAACCCCGCGGACUACGCCCCCGGCGAAGGCUAUGCAGGGGAUGGCCGACACGGUGAGAUUGUGCUGAUCGAUGAGGACAAUGGUAGUAUUGUGGGCGAGCUGGCCGGCGGUGCUCAAAUUGUGGAAGAUCCUAAAGUGAGGGCCGGAUCCAAGAAUCCCGUGGAGAUUGUAGUCUCGCCAGACGGCAAGAAGAUUAUCGUGCAACCCGCGUCAGAAGAAUACCUCCAGAAUGCCCGCCUCCCAGCCUACCAGAAGUCCGGUCUCGUGCAGAACUCGGCUGCCGCUUCCAGGCUCAUCGUCACCAGCUCCAGUUACAUUGGUAAUGUCCUAGUAUCCGGUGCUGAGUCGUUCAUCAACAAGACGAAGCCUAAUGAGAAGCCUAUGGUGUUCAAGCCCGCGACGCAUGAACGUGUGCGCAAGAUUAACGCUCUCACCACCAAUGUCGCAGGCUUCUCCGCGAAGACUGUAGGUCAAAUUUCUAAGCACGCCCAGAAUUUCACCGCCGGCGCCAUGGGCAAGGGCCCAAGGAAGCCUAAAGCCUACCUUCCUGACGGCACGCCCAACCCCGACUACAAGCCAGGUCUUCUCAAUAGGUCCAUGAUCGCCUUCUCUACCGUUGCCGACGGUAUCUCUCAGUCAGGCAGAAACCUUCUCACCACAACCGGCUCAGCAGCUUCCGCAGCUAUCGGUCACAAGUACGGCGCGGAGGCCGGCAGUCUUACUGCUGACCUUGCAGGCGGAGUCAAGAACGUCGGUCUCGUAUAUAUUGACGUUACUGGCGUCUCGCGCAAAGCCAUCAUGACCUCAGUCGCGAAGGGUAUGGUAGUCGGGAGAGUCCGUAAUAAGAAGGGCGUCGAGCAGAACGUCAUUGUGGGAGGUGGAGAUGGUGGUGUGAUAGAUUCCGACUUUCAGCAGAAGAGCGGUGCCAGCAACACUGGCAUAUCUUCGGUGGAGACAGGCGCUGGUCCGUCUGCUCAGAUUGGUUUCGGCAACGCGGCGCCGCCGGGUUACAGCCCUGGCGUGGGUGAGCCUAUCCAAGGCCAGUCUGCGUAUGGAUUUCCUCCUGAGAAACGCCGAUAG
This is a messenger RNA of Periconia digitata, 1665 nucleotides long. The record is from the annotation of a GenBank genome assembly. NCBI's taxonomy places the organism in Eukaryota, Fungi, Ascomycota, Dothideomycetes, Pleosporales, Periconiaceae.